UCUCAGCCGAUUGUCACCUCCGUGAUCUCCAACACCCUAUCUUAACAGAAUAUCAGACGCGAGUAGUCGGAGACUACUCUCAUCGAAAAUGGCACCCUCUAACAUCAACAUUCUUCUCACGUCCUUCCCUGGACUGUCUCUCCCCUCGACCCUCUCCUUCUCGCUCACCUCCACCUCUACCAUCGCCGAUCUCGCCGACAAGAUCUCUUCAUAUAUCCCGACAUCCGUCCCGUUCCAAUCCCUUGUCUUGACGACCACCAGCAACAAACAACUCGACCCCUUCUCACAGAGCCUCGUCUCUACUCUACUUGCCUCAAAUGGCGAACCCAGUACGACAUCGAACCUCCUACCUCUCCGCCUCUCAGUCCCGCUAUGCGGUGGUAAGGGUGGUUUCGGCUCCCAGCUCCGUGCAGCUGGAGGGCGCAUGUCCAGUAAGCGAAAGCGCAACCAAGGCGACGACAACGGAUCCAGCCGAAACCUCGAUGGCCGACGUCUCCGCACCGUCAACGAAGCCAAAGCGCUGGCCGAAUACCUCGCUGUCAAGCCGGAGAUGGAUCGCAAGGAGAAAGAGGAGCGUCGACGUCGCUGGCAGUCGGUCGUGGACAUGGCCGAGAAGCGCCAGGAGGAACUGAAGAACGGGGGCGGCAAACAGAAAGUCGACGGUCAGUGGAUGGAGGACAAGGAGGAGAUGAACGAGAAGGCCAGAGACGCCGUGUUGCUCGCUAUGAAGAAUGGGGACUGGUCGGACAACCUGCGCGAUACGAUCUUGGGCGGCUCUAGCACGAGCGCCAGCGCCAGCGAAGGCAGUGGUCAGGAAACACCUAGUGGCUCGGACGAGGAGAGUGAUGAGGACAUGGAUGCGAAUGGCGCUCCAGGGCCGUCUGAGCCUGCUCAGAAAGCCGCAGCUCCUCGCAAGUUCAUUGGGUUCGAUGAUGACGACGAGUUUAUGAGUGAUUCUGAAGAGGAGGAAGAUCAGCCCGAGGACUCCAAGGGCAAGGGAAAAGCAAAGGCCUAAGCUAGGGGCGAGACGGAUAUUUGUGCCUUCUCUUUCUAAUGUUCGUUUCUUUCCUUGUGAUCUUUGUAUUUAUUUUCUUCGGCGUUCCGCGAGCAGGGUCAGGAUGCCGAGUCCACAAAACGGCGAGUCAAUUGUAUAGCAUAGUAAUAUCCAUCAUAUUUUUACAAGUCC
This is a messenger RNA of Aspergillus steynii IBT 23096, 1186 nucleotides long. Its product is annotated as telomere maintenance SDE2 family protein. The transcript has a single exon. The record is from RefSeq and is a predicted model, not a curated record. The coding region runs from base 89 to 1015 and encodes 308 amino acids. Lineage: Eukaryota; Fungi; Ascomycota; Eurotiomycetes; Eurotiales; Aspergillaceae. Gene Ontology annotation, cellular component: nucleus.